AUGGACCUGGACAUGGUCGUGGACGUGGACGUGGACGUGGUCGUGGACGUGGUCGUGGACGUGGACGUGGACGUGUUCGUGGACGUGGAUGUGGACGUGGAUGUGGACCAGGACGUGGACGUGGACGUGGACGUGACGUGGACGUGGUCGUGGACGUGGUCGUGGACGUGGACGUGGACGUGGAGUGGACGUGGUCGUGGACGUUGUCUGGACGUGGUCGUGGACGUGGUCGUGGACGUGGACAUGGACGUGGACGUGGUCGUGGACAUGGACGUGGUCGUGGACGUGGUCGUGGACAUGGACGUGGACGUGGACGUGGUCGUGGACGUGGACGUGGUCGUGGACGUUGACGUGGACGUGGACCUGGACAUGGACGUGGACGUGGACUUGGACGUGGACGUGGUCUUGGACGUGGUCGUGGACGUGGACGUGGACGUGGUCGUGGACGUGGACGUAGAUGUGGUCGUGGACGUGGACGUGGUCGUGGACGUUGACGUGGACAUGGACCUGGACGUGGACGUGGACGUGGACCUGGACCUGGACUUGGACGUGGACGUGGACGUGGACCUGAACGUGGACGUGGACGUGGUCGUGGACCUGGACGUGGACGUGGACGUGGUCGUGGACGUGGACAUGGACGUGGACGUGGUCGUGGAAGUGGUCGUGGACGUGGACGUGGACGUGGUCGUGGACGUGGUCGUGGUCGUGGACGUGGACAUGGACGUGGUCGUGGACGUGGACGUAGACAUGGACGUGGACGUGGUCGUGGACGUGGACGUGGUCGUGUUCGUGGACAUGGACGUGGUCGUGGACGUUGACGUGGACGUGGUCGUGGUCGUGGACGUGGACGUGGACGUGGACGUGGUUGUGGAAAUGGACGUGGACGUGGAUUUGGUCGUGGAGGUGGACGUGGACGUGGUCGUGGACAUGGACCUGGACAUGGACCUGGACGUGCACGUGGACAUGGACCUCGACCUGGACUUGGACCUGGACGUGGACGUGGACUUGGAUGUGGACGUGGACCUGGACCUGGACCUGGACGUGGACGUGGACUUGGACGUGGACGUGGAUGUGGACGUGGACGUGGACGUGGACGUGGAGGUGGACGUGGACGUGGACGUGGACGUGGACUUGGAUGUGGACGUGGAUAUGGACGUGGACGUGGACGUGGUCAUGGACGUGGACGUGGACGUCUACGUGGACGUGGACGUGGACAUAGACGUUGUCGUGGACGUGGACGUGGACGUGGAAGUGGACGUGGUCGUUGAAGUGGACGUAGACGUGGACGUGGACGUGGUCGUGGACGUGGACGUGGUCGUGGACGUGGUCGUGGACGUGUUCGUGGACGAGAACGUGGACGUGGACGUGGUCGUGGACGUGGACGUGGACGUGGUCGUGGACGUGGACAUGGACGUGGACUUGGACGUGGACGUGGACGUGGUCGUGGACGUGGUCGUGGACGUGGUCGUGUACGUGGACGUGGUCGUGGACGUGGACGUGGUCAUGGACGUGGACGUGGACGUGGACGUGGACGUGGAUGUGGACGUGGACCUGGACUUGGACGUGGACAUGGACGUGGUCGUGGACGUGGACGUGGUCGUGGUUGUGGACGUGGACGUGGACGUGGACGUGGACGUGGUUGUGGACAUGGACGUGGUCAUGGACGUGGACGUGGACUUGGAUCUGGACGUGGACGUGAACUUGGACGUGGACUUGGACGUGGACGUGGUCGUCGAUGCGGACGUGGUUGUGGACGCGGACGUGGACGUGGACGUGGUCGUGGACGUGGUCGUGGACGUGGACGUGGUCGUGGACUUGGAAGUGGACGUGGACGUGGACGUGGACGUGGACCUGGACAUGGACGUGGACCUAGACGUGGGCGUGGUCGUGGACGUGGAAGUGGACGUGGACGUGGACGUGGUCGUCGACGUGGACGUGGCCAUGGACGUGGACGUGGACGUUGACGUGGUCGUGGACGUGGACGUGGUCAUGGACGUGGACGUGGUCGUGGACGUGGACGUGGUCGUGGACGUGGACGUGAUCGUGGACGUUGAUGUGGACAUGGACUUGGACGUGGACGUGGACGUGGAACUGGACCUGGACUUGAACGUGGACGUGGACGUGGACCUCAACGUGGACGUGGACGUGGUCGUGGACCUGUACGUGGACGCGGACGUGGUCGUGGACGUGGACGUGGACGUGGUCGUGGUCGUGGACGUGGACGUGGACGUGGUCGUGGACGUGGUCGUGGUCGUGGACGUGGACAUGGACGUGGUCAUGGACGUGGAAGUGGACAUGGUCAUGUUCGUGGACAUGGACGUGGUCGUGGACGUUGACGUGGACGUGGUCGCGGACGUGGACGUGGACGUGGUCGUGGACGUGGACGUGGUCGUGGAGGUAGACGUGGACGUGGUCGUGGACGUGGACCUGGACAUGGACCUGGACGUGGACGUGUUCCUCGACCUGGACUUGGACCUGGACGUGGACGUAGACUUGGACCUGGACGUGGACGUGGACUUGGACGUGGACGUGGACCUGGACCUGGACGUGGACAUGGACUUGGACGUGGACGUGGACGUGGACGUGGACGUGGAGGUGGAUGUGGACGUGGACGUGGACGUGGACUUGGAUGUGGACGUGGAUGUGGGCGUGGAAGUGGACGUGGUCAUGGACGUGGACGUGGACGUGGACGUGGAUGUCGACGUGGACGUGGACGUGGACAUGGAGGUGGACGUGGACGUGGACGUGGACGUGGACUUGGAUGUGGACGUGGAUGUGGACGUGGACGUGGACGUGGUCAUGGACGUGGACGUGGACGUCUACGUGGACGUGGACGUGGACAUAGACGUUGUCGUGGACGUGGACGUGGACGUGGACGUGGAAGUGGACGUGGUCGUGGACGUGGACGUAGACGUGGACGUGGACGUGGUCGUGGACGUGGACGUGGUCGUGGACGUGGUCGUGGACGUGUUCGUGGACGUGAACGUGGACGUGGACGUGGUCGUGGACGUGGACGUGGACGUGGUCGUGGACGUGGACAUGGACGUGGACUUGGACUUGGACGUGGACGUGGACGUGGUCAUGGACGUGGUCGUGGACGUGGUCGUGUACGUGGACGUGGUCGUGGACGUGGACGUGGACUUGGACGUGGACGUGGACGUGGUUGUGGACGUGGACGUGGACGUGGACGUGGUCGUGGACGUGGUCGUGGACGUGGACGUGGACGUGGACGUGGAUGUGGACGUGGACCUGGACUUGGACGUGGACGUGGACGUGGUCGUGGAAGUGGACGCGGUCCUGGUCGUGGACGUGGACGUGGACGUGGACGUGGUCGUGAACAUGGACGUUGUCGUGGACGUGGACGUGGACUUGGACCUGGACGUGGACGUGAACUUGGACGUGGACUUGGACGUGGACGUGGUCGUCGACGAGGACGUGGUUGUGGACGCGGACGUGGACGGGGACAUGGACGUGGUCGUGGACGUGGUCGUGGACGUGGACGUGGUCGUGGACAUGGAAGUGGACGUGGACGUGGACGUGGUCGUGGACGUGGACGUGGACCUGGACAUGGACGUGGACCUGGACGUGGAUGUGGUCGUGGACGUGGAAAUGGACGUGGACGUGGACGUGGUCGUCGACGUGGACGUGGUCGUGGACGUGGACGUGGACGUGGUCGUGGACGUGGACGUGGUCGUGGACGUUGACGUGGUUGUGGACGUGGACGUGGACGUGGACGUGGACGUGGACGUGGUCGUGGACGUGGUCGUGGACGUGGACGUGGACGUGGAUGUGGACGUGGACCUGGACUUGGACGUGGACAUGGUCGUGGACGUGGACGUGGUCGUGGUCGUGGACGUGGACGUGGACGUGGACGUGGACGUGGUCGUGGACAUGGACGUGGUCGUGGACGUGGACGUGGACUUGGACCUGGACGUGGACGUGAACUUGGACGUGGACGUGGACGUGGACAUGAUCGUUGACGCGGACGUGGUUGUGGACGCGGACGUGGACGUGGGCGUGGACGUGGUUGUGGAUGUGGUCUUGGACGUGGUCGUGGACUUGGAAGUGGACGUGGACGUGGACGUGGUCGUGGACGUGGACCUGGACCUGGAUGUGGACCUGGACGUGGACGUGGUCGUGGACGUGGAAGUGGACGUGGACGUGGACGUGGUCGUCGACGUGGACGUGGUCGUGGACGUGGACAUGGACGUGGACGUGGUCGUGGACGUGGACGUGGUCGUGGACUUGGACGUGGACGUGGACGUGGAGGUGGUCGUGGACGUGGACGUGAACCUGGACAUGGACGUGGACCUGGACGUGGACGUGGUCGUGGACGCGGAAGUGGACGUGGACGUGGACGUGGUCGUCGACGUGGACGUGGUCGUGGACGUGGACGUGGACGUGGACGUGGAUCUGGACAUGGACAUGGACGUAGACGUGGACGUGGACGUGGUCGUGGACGUGGACGUGGACGUGGACGUGGCAUGGUUGUAG
This is a messenger RNA of Closterium sp. NIES-65, 4494 nucleotides long. The record is from the annotation of a GenBank genome assembly. Lineage: Eukaryota; Viridiplantae; Streptophyta; Zygnematophyceae; Desmidiales; Closteriaceae.